UGGGUCCCGGAAGUAAACAAAACUUUUUCAAAGAGAAAUUCAUUUCGAGCUGUUCCCCAUCGAUCUCUGAGGAUUUUUUCCACAUUUUAUUCCACUGUUAUUUUUUAUGCUAUAUGUUUCUUUUGAAGACAACAAUCAACGGUUUUUUAACUUAAUUUAAAACGGUUCUGCUCUCGAACAGAAUAAAACAUGUUUUCAGAACUCAUCAUCCUCUCACUGAGUUUUUGGUUCUGUAACACUGCACAAACAAACCAACAAGAAACAUCAUCUACUAAUAUUGAUGAUGUCAGCAUCAACCCUGAGAUUGCAAAAUUUGUGGACAGAAUUAAAUAUGUUGCUCGAAGUUGCAAAGAGAUCCGUGACAAGUACCAUGUUUAUGAGGAUGGCCUGUACUAUCUGAUCUCUUCAAGAGGAGUCCUUUACCAGACGUUCUGUGACAUGACCACUGCAGGCGGCGGCUGGACGCUGGUGGCCAGUGUUCACGAAAACAACAUGUAUGGAAAGUGUACAGUUGGUGACCGCUGGUCUAGUGAACAAGGCAGCAAUGAAAACCGGCCUAUAGGUGAAGGCACAUGGGCAAACAAAGUCACAUUUGGAGCCGCAGAGGCCGCAACAAGUGAUGAUUACAAGAAUCCGGGAUACUAUGACAUUGCAGCUCAGGAUGUUUCUGUGUGGCAUGUGCCUAAUAAUAUGGAGUUGGAACACUGGAGCACUGGCUCCAUUCUCAGAUACCACACUGAAAAUCACUUCUUAACCCUACACGGAGGAAACCUAUUCAAGUUAUUUACGAAAUUCCCUGUGAGGUUUGGAAUCGGCUCCUGCAACAUUGAUAAUGGACCUGCUGUCCCGAUCGUGUAUGAUACUGGAAAUGAAGAAUCUACCAAAAAACUGUAUGGUCCAAGUGCAAGAACACAAUUUGAGCCUGGAUUCAUCACAUUCAGAGUCUUAAAUAAUGAAAAGGCAGCUAUGGCACUUUGCUCUGGGGCUAAGCCAACUGACUGUAACACUGAGCAUUUUUGUAUUGGUGGAGGCGGACACUUUCCUGAGGGUUACCCUAAACAAUGUGGAGACUUUACGGGUUUUGACUGGAAUGGCUAUGGUACUAAUACAGAAUGGAGUGCUUCCAGAGAGAUAACUGAAGCAGCUGUGCUUCUCUUUUAUCGCUGAAACUUGAGUAUAUCAGAGUUUUAAGAAGAGACUUGUUGUGAUGUACUUGCUGGAGCUGUCUCAUAAAAGUAUCCUGAGCAACGGAGUUGUCAAGCAUUUUCCACAGUAAUUAGAUCUUACUUUGGCAUGUUGUAUUUUUAAUUUAGAUUACUGAUUAGCCAAUUGAAUAUUCAUCCAUUCAUAUGAGCAUUCACUCUCUCUGUCUCAAACACACAAUCGCACACACACCAUACUAUGGUAAGUAAGUAGUAAGUAAGUAUAACAAGUAUAUGAAUUGAUGUGUGUGGUAAUUUUUCAAUUCAAUUCAAUUCAGCUUUAUUUGUAUAGCGCUUUUACAAUGUAGAUUGUGUCAAAGCAGCUUCACAUAAAUGGUCAUAAUAAUGGUCAUAAUAAUAAUUCUAUUGUUGUGAUAGUAAUGCACAACCAUAAACAAAAAUUGUUUUGAAAAUGUGGAACUUUAGAGUUUAUUCAGUGUUAUGGAUUUACUACACAGCACUGAUGAUAAUCCUCUUUCCAAGUUUUUUUUAUUAAAGCAUUGGAUGUUGCUUAACUAAAGCCCAGUGUGUUACCAAGAAUGUGGACUAUUGACAUAUAAAAUAUGGAUCACUGACAAUCUGAAAUGAUAAGGAUGUUUUAUAGCACCAUUUUUUUUAUCAAUCUGAACCUUGAGAACAAAAUCCUUGAAAACCAUUAUCAGAAAGCACAACUUCUCUCAAUAACCUUUCAUCUGUAUAGCUUAAUUAAGGAUGUGCUGCUUUUAUAAAUAAGCCAUUGAUAAGAAAAGAGCAACUACUAUAGACAGAGAAUGUUUUUCUUUAGAAUAGAGAACCAGUGAAACAUUUAAACGAUUAGGUUAUUACCUCAAAACCUUAUAUUUAGCCUACAUAUGAAACUUUUGUGUUUGGUUUUCUUUUUUGGAAGACUAAAAAAAUGUUUAAAUGUAUAAAUGAACAGUGGAGCACAUUACAAGUAUGUUCAAGAGUAAUGUUGUCAGAUAACUUUUUGUUUUCAAAUAAUGGAAUGUUUUCAAAUAACUAAUAAACUAAUGCAUUUCUUUUUCA
Molecule: messenger RNA, 2228 nt
Organism: Danio rerio (zebrafish)
Lineage: Eukaryota; Metazoa; Chordata; Actinopteri; Cypriniformes; Danionidae
Source: RefSeq, a predicted model, not a curated record